Anguilla rostrata (American eel) is the source of this 3015-nucleotide messenger RNA. RefSeq names its product UPF3A regulator of nonsense mediated mRNA decay (gene upf3a). The coding region runs from base 46 to 1290 and encodes 414 amino acids. The record is from RefSeq and is a predicted model, not a curated record. NCBI's taxonomy places the organism in Eukaryota, Metazoa, Chordata, Actinopteri, Anguilliformes, Anguillidae. The transcript is spliced from 9 exons. Gene Ontology annotation, cellular component: cytoplasm; nucleolus. Gene Ontology annotation, molecular function: telomeric repeat DNA binding. Gene Ontology annotation, biological process: nuclear-transcribed mRNA catabolic process, nonsense-mediated decay; positive regulation of translation.
GUUCUCGCGAGCGGGACCCUUCUGGCAGGCAGCAGAUGCAGAGCGAUGAGGGCGGAAAAGGAGUUUAUGACCGAAAGUGGGGAAAGAAAGAACGUCGACAUACACUUCAGGGACCUUCCAAGGGACCAAGACAGCGUCACAACCAAUUCUAAACCCAAAGAAGAGAAAAAAGAAGUUUUUACAAAGGUAGUUCUUCGGCGAUUGCCACCCAGUCUGUCAAAGGACCAGUUGGAAGAACAAAUCAGUCCUUUACCUGCUUUCGACUAUUUCGAAUUCUUCUCAGCCGAUCAAAGCCUUUAUCCACACCUCUUCUCAAGAGCAUACAUUAAUUUCAAAAACCCCGAAGAUAUUGUUCUCUUCAGAGACCGUUUCGAUGGCUAUGUGUUCAUAGAUAACAAAGGUCAGGAAUAUCCUGCCAUUGUAGAAUUUGCACCAUUUCAGAAAGUUUCUAAGAAGAAGCUGAAGAAGAAAGACACAAAGGCCGGAAGCAUUGAGGAAGAUCCGGAGUACAGGCGGUUUUUGGAAAACUACUGCUGUGAUGAGGAGAAGGUGACAGCAAACCCUGAAACACUGCUGGGAGAGAUCGAGGCCAAGACCAGAGAGCUCAUAGCCAAGAGGACAACGCCGCUUCUAGAGUACAUCAAGAACAAGAAGCUUGAGAAGCAGGUAGGAGCCCUCCUGAAGAAGUGUGACCGAGACGAAGAUGGGGAUUCGGACAGACUGAAGGACAGAGCGGACGGUGGAGAGUCGGACAGAAGCAAACUGGACAAACCCUCUGGGCACCUGAAGACAAAACACCUGGACAAGGAAGCGAAAGACAAAGGCCAGGUGGAGAGUGACAGAGAGCAGAGGGAGCAGGGGCGGCGGCCACGGGAGAAGGAGGCGGGCGGGGAGCGGCACCGCGGGCGCGAGGAGGCGCGGCGGCGCCACCGGCACCACUACGAGCUGGACAAGUUCACGCGCCGCAAGGAGGAGACCAAGUGGGGCAAAGGCUACUGCCAGGACCGGGCCAAGAAGGACGGGCACCCGCACCACGGCUACGGGCACUGCCCCAGCGCGGGCGACAAGGCGGGCAAGGACGGGCGCGAGGACGCGGGCAGCAGGAAGGAGCGCAUCCGCAACAAGGACCGUCCCACGAUGCAGCUGUACCAGCCGGGGGUGCGCAGCCGCUCCGGCGCGGGGUCGGGGGGCGCAGGCCCCGACUGCUUCGGCACCUCCCCUGAGUGGGGGGCGGAACCCAGGUUCGAGAUCGCCAUGGGAACCGGCUCGGAGAAGAGCGGGGACGAGUAGCCGUGGCCGUCGUCGUCGCCCCCGGCAACCAAGCGGGAGCUGGUUCCGUCUCAGACAGAGAGCACAAAAAAAACGUUUCGCCCGCGUUUCGUCCGUCCAUCACAAACGUCCGUCCAUUUCUCGCGUCGUGCUGUGAACAGACGCCGUGCGCACAGGCUGCCCCGUCAGCGAGCGACUCCGGACCGGAUCUGGCCCGAUUCUGGCCCGGAGUCAGCGCUGCCGGGCCGGAUCUGGCCCGAUUCUGGCCCGGAGUCAGCACUGCCGGGUCGGAUCUGGCCCGAUUCUGGCCCGGAGUCAGCACUGCCGGGUCGGACUCGGUGCAGAUCCGGCCCAGAGUCGUUUGCCGUCUGGGGAGCUGUAACUAAGCUGUGUUAGAGCUUCAUGACAGAAGCCACUGCCUGAGAAUAGUUAUAUUUAUAUACAGUACUAAAAUAUGUUUAGGCUUGGGGGAUUUCAGAGUUUAUGUCUGAAUCGUGCUUUACUCUUAAACAAAGAAAUCUGUUCACAUGAAGCCAGAGGGUUUAAGGGAAGAUUAUUUAGAAAUUUGUUGGCCCCAAGUCAGUGACAUCGCUCUCUGUCCUUUUAAAGGCUAUAAACGCAUAAAUGAUGUGACUUUAAAGAUGGAAGGGUUUGAGGAUGAGGGGUAGGUGACAGGCACAGGUGAUAAUAAUGUCUAAGCAAUCUGAUUUAAAAAAACAAGAAGCACCAGUUCUGCUUGAGUCGUUAUAGACAGCUAAAGCUGAUGGAAAAUUUGUAGAAAUCCUCCAAAUCCUGACAUCGUUUUAUAAGAAAUGCACUUAUAGUAACAUAUUUUAACUGUGUCCCCCCAUAUGCCUGAUCAUUGAUACGGAAUACCUCGAGAUCAAGAAAUAAAUAUAUUAUUUUUCAUAUUUUCUAGUUAACCAGAGCAGAUUCCCUUGGCUGGCAGAUAAUUUAUAAAUGAAAUAUAUCACUCUUUAUCAUGAAGAAUAUAUAUAUAUAUAUUAAGCAGUGAAUUGUCUGUUUAAAGUGUACGUAACCUAUCUACAUAGUAGAAUAUAGAACUUUUGAGAUAACUUUAUAUUCCUGUGCAUGAUGCUCAGCAGUAAUAUUUCCUGUUCUUUUUCCCCACAUCUUAAAUAUCCCACUAUAAUCUAAUGAAGUGACAUCAUUUAUUUUUUACAAGCCAUCUUGAGUUGUGUAUUAUUUUGAAAAACAUAAUACUUUGAAACCUAUGUGUAUUUCUGUAUUCGAGGAGCGUGAUAUAUUUGUAGAUCCAGUCUGAAAUAGUAUUUAUCCGUGAGCCAAGAAGAACAAAACUGAGUAUUCCUUUAUCCUCAGAGGGAACAGUGAACAGAGUAGAGUUUAAUACAAGUGAAAGUAUUUUAAUUUUAUAUACAGUGUGCAUGAUUUUCUACAAAUUCGCGACAUUUAUAAUUCAGUUGAUGCCAGUGCUAUAAAAUGCACCCCUGUGUAAAACAUGCCUUAGCUAUUUAUGUGCACAUUGCAAAUGCAUAUUGUUAUAUUUAAAUGUUUAGUGUAUAAUUAUCCUUCAUUAACUUUCAUUACAGAACUUUAUUAGAAACACAAUAAUGUAAAAAUGUUUGAGAGGUCAGUUAUAGUGGCUAAAGCGAGUAACUAAACUGUGUGUAUGUGGCUGAUGUCCUCUGUAUACAUGGCAAAAAAAUUAAGAAAAUAAACAUCAUUAUGUCAUCUUUAAGCAGUAAUAAAUUCUGAGUGAACUGA